UAGCAUGGCCCGGAGAAGCGCCUUCCCCGCCGCCGCGCUGCGGCUCUGGAGCGUCCUCCCGUGCUUGCUGGCCCUGCGGGCGGAGGUCGCGCCGCCGCGGGAGGAGAGCCUGUACCUGUGGAUCGACGCUCACCAGGCGAGAGUGCUCAUAGGAUUUGAAGAAGAUAUCUUGAUUGUUUCAGAGGGGAAAAUGGCCCCUUUUACGCACGAUUUCAGAAAAGCACAACAGAGAAUGCCAGCCAUUCCUGUCAAUAUCCAUUCCAUGAAUUUUACCUGGCAAGCUGCAGGGCAGGCAGAAUACUUCUAUGAAUUCCUGUCCUUACGCUCCCUGGAUAAAGGCAUCAUGGCAGACCCAACCGUCAAUGUCCCUCUGCUGGGAACAGUGCCUCACAAGGCAUCAGUUGUUCAAGUUGGUUUCCCGUGCCUUGGAAAACAAGAUGGAGUGGCAGCUUUUGAAGUGAAUGUGAUUGUAAUGAAUUCUGAAGGCAACACCAUCCUACAGACGCCUCAAAAUGCAAUCUUCUUUAAAACGUGUCAACAAGCCGAAUGCCCAGGAGGGUGCCGAAAUGGAGGCUUUUGUAAUGAAAGGCGCAUCUGCGAGUGUCCUGAAGGAUUCUAUGGCCCUCACUGUGAGAAAGCCCUUUGCAUGCCACGGUGUAUGAACGGCGGCCUCUGUGUCACUCCCGGGUUCUGCAUCUGCCCACCUGAAUUCUAUGGAGUCAAUUGUGAUAAAGCAAACUGCUCAACUACCUGCUUUAAUGGAGGAACCUGUUUCUACCCUGGAAAGUGUAUUUGCCCUCCAGGACUAGAGGGGGAACAGUGUGAAAUAAGUAAAUGCCCACAACCCUGUCGAAAUGGAGGUAAAUGCAUUGGUAAAAGCAAAUGUAAGUGCUCCAAAGGUUACCAAGGAGACCUCUGUUCAAAGCCUGUCUGUGAGCCUGGCUGCGGUACACAUGGAACUUGCCAUGAACCCAACAAAUGCCAGUGUCAAGAAGGCUGGCAUGGAAGACACUGCAAUAAAAGGUACGGAGCCAACCUCAUGCACGCCCUGAGGCCAGCAGGCGCCCGGCUCAGGCAGCACACGCCUUCACUUAAAAAGGCCGAGGGGAGGCAGGAUCCACCUGAAUCCAAUUACAUCUGGUGAACUCCGACAUCUGAAACGUUUUAAGUUACACCAAGUUCAUAGCCUUUGUUAACCUUUCAUGUGUUGAAUGUUCAAAUAAUGUUCGUUACAGUUAAGAAUACUGGCCUGAAUUUUAUUAGCUUCAUUAUAAAUCAUUGAGCUGAUAUUUACUCUUCCUUUUAAGUUUUCUAAGUAUGUCUAUAGCAUGAUGGCAUAGAUUUUCUUGUUUCAGUAUUUUGGGACAGAUUUGAUGUUAUGUCAGCUGAUCAGGUUAAAACUGUGUCUUUUCAGAUGUGUAGGUGGCAAAUUAUUUCCAAAAUUGCAAUGCAUUCACCGUAUCAAGGGGCUGGGGAACACUGGAAAAGGUACAUGCAACAAAAAUGCAUAAGUCACAGCGUUUGGAUGAAGCAGUUAAUUGUGUUGAAGUUACAGCAUUUCUAAUGUUAUCGUGGUAUAUUUAGACAUUUGUCACAUUUUUUAAAUUCCUCUUGUUUUUAAACUCUCAGUAGAAUAUAUUUUGACCUUACCAUGAUUCUAGAGAAUUCAGAAGAAAGAAAGAAAGAAAGAAAGAAAGAAAGAAAG
Molecule: messenger RNA, 1705 nt
Organism: Hyaena hyaena (striped hyena)
Lineage: Eukaryota; Metazoa; Chordata; Mammalia; Carnivora; Hyaenidae
Gene: WIF1
Product: WNT inhibitory factor 1
Exons: 10
Coding region: 5-1144 (379 amino acids)
Biological process (GO): anatomical structure development
Cellular component (GO): extracellular region; cell surface
Molecular function (GO): signaling receptor binding
Source: RefSeq, a predicted model, not a curated record